Molecule: messenger RNA, 3357 nt
Organism: Cornus florida
Lineage: Eukaryota; Viridiplantae; Streptophyta; Magnoliopsida; Cornales; Cornaceae
Product: DNA topoisomerase 2-like
Exons: 15
Coding region: 1-3357 (1118 amino acids)
Biological process (GO): resolution of meiotic recombination intermediates; sister chromatid segregation; DNA topological change
Cellular component (GO): nucleus
Molecular function (GO): DNA topoisomerase type II (double strand cut, ATP-hydrolyzing) activity; ATP binding; DNA binding
Source: RefSeq, a predicted model, not a curated record
AUGGAAGAGGACUACCAGAAACACGAAGCCUUCCGACCAGAAACGUAUUUGGGUUCGCUCGGUAAGGAAACAAAAACCUGCUGGGUCUAUGAGAACGGGGGAUUGGUCCAACGACUCGUCACGUACGUCCCCUGCCUGUACAACAUAUUUCAAGAAAUCCUCCUCAAUGUCUCCGACCACAAGCAGCGUGACCCGACGAUGGACUCAGUGAAGGUGGAGAUUGACGUGGAACAGGGCUGUAUCAGUGUGUGGAAUAAUGGUUCUGGUCUCCCAGUGGAGAUGCAUCGGGGCAUGGAUGUGUACGUGCCCGAACUGUUGUUUGGGCAAUUCUUCCAGACCACUACAAUCGACAGUGAUAGGGGCGGCAAGGCUACCGUUGGCCGGAAUGGCUUUGGCGCAAAGAUUGUGAAUAGCUUCUCCACUAAGUUUGUAGUUGAGACUGCCGAUGGCAAGCGUCGGAAGAGAUACAAGCAGGUUUUCAUAAACAACAUGGAAAUGAAACUUUCGCCUGUAAUAAGUGAUUGCACCGAUGAUGAAAACUGGACUAGGGUUUCAUUUAAGCCCGACUUGAAAAAGUUUGAUAUGAUCCAUCUUGAAGAUGAUAUUGUUGCCAUGAUGAGAAAGAGGGUGAUCGAAUUAGCAGCAUACCUCGGAGAGACUGUGAAUGUUGAAUUAAAUGGGGAACAGGUUCUUAUAAAAUCAUUUUUUGAUUAUGUCGAAUUGUAUAUGCAAUAUUCCUCCAAGGACAUACUCGAUCCCAUUCCCAGGAUUACACAAAAGAUCAAUGAGAGGUGUGAGAUUUGCGUGAGUUCAAGUGACGGGCACUUUCAGCAGGUUAGCUUUGUAAAUGGAUGUGCCACGAGCGUAGGUGGGACUCAUGUAAAUUACAUCACUGAACAAAUCAAAGAUUACCUUACAAAUGUAAAUGGGGAGAAUGAGACUGAGGAGAAUGAGAAUACCAAACUCGAUGCUAAAGAUCUGUCAAAUUUAUGGGUGUUCCUUAAUGUUGUUAUUGACAAUCCUCAGUUUGGGACACUUGAAAAAGAAAACUUAGUCGUUUCCCAAAAUCGUUUUUGUUCCGAAUUAGAACUCUCACAAGAGUUCUUACAAAAAGUUGCCAAGGUUAAGCAAGAGACCGAAGAGAGACUGUUGGGGAAAAAAUUGAAGAACAUUACAAUAAGUGACAUAACAGAGGGGAGGGGAAAUAAAAUCUACGGCAUUUCCAAUCUAAAUGACGCUUACUAUGCAGGAGGGAUAGACUAUCAGAAAUGUACACUGAUUUUGACUGAGGGAGCCUCAGCAAUGGCUCUUGCGGAGGUUGGAAUUUCCGUAGUUGGAAACGACUAUUAUGGGGUACUUUCAUUGAAGGGCAAAUUAUUAAAUGUGCAAGGAGAAAAAAUUGACUUGUGUUUCCAGGAUCAUGAUGGUUCUCAUCUCAAAGGCCUAAUUAUUAAUCUUUUUAAUGAACAUUGGCCAUCACUCCUUCAAAUUCCAUCUUUCUUAGUAGAGUUGGUUAUACCGAUCGUGAAGGCCACUAAUACAAAUGGGACAUUAUCAUUUUAUUCCAUACCCGAAUAUGAAUCAUGGACGAAGAGUUUGGGGGGUAAUUUAAGUAAUUGGUUCAUCAAGCAUUAUAAGGGACCGGGAGCACAUACAGCGGAGGAAGGAAGGAACUACUUUAAAGAUAUUGGUAAACUGACUAAAGAAUUUGUUUGGGACAGUGACGAUAAGGGAAAAGCUAUUCGAUUUUUUUUCGAUGAAAAAAAAACAAAGGAAAGGAGGGACUGGAUAAGACUUUCUAAGGUUGGACUUCAUACUAGUGAAUACAUUAAUCCAGAGCAAAAGUUGAUUGGAUAUAGGGAAUUUGUUAACAAGGAGCUUAUACAUUUUUCCAGAGCAGUUCUUCAUAGGUCGAUUGCUUCCGUGGUUGACGGCCUAAAGCCUACUCAGAGAAAAAUACUUUUCUCUUCUUUCAAGUAUAACUUUAACCGCGAAGUAAAAGUUGAAGCGUUCGCAAGUUUUGCAUGUAGGGAAACGGCUUAUCAUCACACUGAGAGUGUUCUUGCCGAUACCAUUGUUCGCAUGGCACGAGAUUUUGUAGGCACCAAUAAUAUUAGUCUUUUCCAACCAAUCGGGCAAUUUGGAAGUCGAUUGAACGGAGGCACAGAUGAUAAAGUUCGUACUAGGUAUCUAUACACUCGGCUGUCUCCUAUCACACGUAGCAUCUUCCCGGAACAUGAUGAUAAUUUGCUCACUUACCUAAAGGAAGAUGGGAUGUCAGUAGAACCUAAUUGGUACAUACCAAUUAUACCUAUGAUUCUGGCUAAUGGAAGUGUAGGAAUUGGAAGUGGAUGGAGUUCGAAUAUCCCCAAUUUCAAUCCGAGAGAGAUUGUUUCCAAUUUGAGGCAUUUACUGCGAGGAGAGCCAAUAGAUCCAAUGAAACCCUGGUAUAAAGGGUUCAAGGGAGACAUAGAUAUAAAGACAACAAGAAAAGGGAAACUCAGCUACAUUGCAAGAGGAAAGAUAAAAGAAGUAAAUGAAACUACAGUUCGGAUUGAGGAGUUACCAAUCCAAAAAUGGACCGAAAAGUAUAAAAAAUUUCUGGAAUCAAACAUGACAGGGAAUGCUAAAAGCGAAAAUCCAUUCAUAGAGGGUUUCAGAGAUCACAACAGUGACACAAAUGUGGAUUUUGAAGUUUCCUUAACCAAGGAGAAUUUGGACGAGGCCAGGAAAGAGGGUUUGCUGAAGAAAUUUGAUCUUACUUAUCCAAUCAACCUAGGGAACAUGAACCUUUUUGACUCAGAAGGCAUGCUAAAGAAAUAUGAAAGCCCUGAACAAAUUCUUAAGGAGUUCUUUCCUAUAAGACUUGAAUUCUACAAGAAAAGGAAGAUGUUUAUGCAGAAAAAUCUUGAACGGAAAUUGUUGAUAGUGAAGAACCAAAUUAGGUUGUGGAAUAAUUAUACUGCGAUCGUGCAGCCAACAGAAGGGAGUCAGGUAUUGCGAAUGCGAGAGCUGGGCCUUCAAACUUUUGGGGAGAUAACAGAAACUCCGGAAGCAGAUCUAGAAAGUGGUUAUGCAUACCUGGCUAUGCCAGCGGAAUUCUUCGCACCCGAAGGGUUACAGAAAAUACAAGAUUCUGAGGCUAAACUUCAGAAAGAGCUUGAUGAUAUUAAUGAAGAAAGUCCUGAGUUUACGUGGUUAAAAGAACUCAACCAAUUUGAGGAAGCCCUUGACCAAUAUGAGAGAGACACAGCAGAAUCCAGCCAAGGAAAGAGAGACCGAGAUGACAGUGACAAAGAUCGAGAUGAUAGUGACAAAGAUGAGGGUGGUAGCCCAAAGCGUCUGAGACAAGAGUGA